Molecule: messenger RNA, 2994 nt
Organism: Drosophila kikkawai
Lineage: Eukaryota; Metazoa; Arthropoda; Insecta; Diptera; Drosophilidae
Source: RefSeq, a predicted model, not a curated record
UUAAAUUUAGUCUCUUGUUAGUCUCUCGUUUGGCCUAACACACAUUGUAUCGGUGGUGUUCGAAUAUUUUUAAAAUAAAUACGUACAUUACGUAGUAUGUGUGUCUCGAAAAAAAUUUAAAUAUGUAUAUUUUAUAUACAUAUAAAUGUAUGUACAUAUGCAUAUAAAUUAUUAGGUAUACGUACAUACAUGUGUACAUAAUAUAUUUCAUAUGUUCGCUGUUUUAUCCAAAAUACAGUUUAUAACAUAUAUUACCUAUAUACUUACAUAUUAUGUACAGAAUGUACAGAAAUAUGUACAUUGAAUGAACCUCACAAACACCGAUUGUGUAAUGGUAAAAUAUAACAAACAAAAUUGAAUUGUACUAUCCGGUGUCCAACUGUGAUUACUUGAUUUUCUAAUAAAUUUCAAUACAUUUUUCUAAGCGGUAAAAAUAAUAAAACUAAAUGAACAACAACCUGCACAAGGUAGUAUGUUCAUACCAGAAACUUUAAGAGGCUGUAUGAUCGAGACGGACGUUUCUUCUUAUUUGCAAUCCUCAUCAACGGGACAGGAUGAAUUUCACCCAUUUAUUGAAGCUCUUUUGCCGUAUGUCAAAUCAUUUUCGUACUCUUGGUUCAAUUUGCAAGCCGCUAAGCGGAAGUAUUAUAAAAAGCAUGAAAAGCGGAUGUCAUUGGAAGAAGAAAGACAUUGCAAAGAUGAACUACAGAAUGAAAAAACGGAGGUAAAACAAAAGUGGGCGUCCCGUCUCCUGGGUAAACUACGAAAAGACAUUACCCAAGAAAGUCGUGAGGAUUUUGUACAAUCGAUAAUUGGAAAACGCAAAUCCAUAUGCGUUCUCUCCAACCCGGAUCAAAAGGGGAAAAUGCGACGAAUCGAUUGCUUGAGGCAGGCGGACAAAGUUUGGAGACUUGAUCUAGUGAUGGUAAUCCUAUUCAAGGCUAUACCUUUGGAGAGUACCGAUGGGGAGCGUUUGGAAAAGAAUCCCGAAUGCUUACACCCAGGAUUGUGUGUAAAUCCGUAUCACAUAAAUGUCUCUGUGAGAGAAUUGGAUUUGUAUUUGGCAAACUUUAUCAAUACUCAUAGCUCAGCGACUUUUUCUUCAAGACCUUCAAGAUCACCUCAUUUAAGCCUAUAUCAUCGUAAUAACAACGAUCCAGUGAGCAGAAAAGACGACAUGAAAAAUGAGAAUAUUAGUCAAAAUCCAUAUAAUGGCGUUGUUUGUAAUGACAUUAUUUUAGCAACUGGGGUAUUUUCUUCACAAGAAUUGUGGACAUUAUCCAAAGAUUUAAUUCUAGAUGAAUCAAGCGAUAAUACCAUUCACUCUAAUCUUAUUAAAAGAGAGAAUGUUGGAACUAACUAUGAUUGCAAUACAUAUCAAAUGAGCUCUGAAGUCCAACAACAACAUGGACCAAAUGUUCCCAAUCCAACAACAAUUUCUGUUGGUUAUAGUAUUGAUUUUAUAGAUCAAAGGACAAAUCCCAAUUUAUCGCCAAGUCCGCUAUUACGCAGAGAUGUAACAAAUGAAGAAGAUGGACCUCCUGAUGCAAAAGUCGAUCCAAGUAUUUCACCGCCUAUUAUCGCUAGUAAUUCAUCAUCUAAUAAUGUCAACGGCAGCAGUUUUUCUUUAAUUUUGAGAUCUUCAGAAAGUGAUCAAAAAGUCAGCACAGAUUCUGCAGUCUCAGCUAUUAACUCAUUGCAUCGUUAUACGUCGCUUAACAAUAGGUCCAUAACUCAAGCUCUUCCACAACACAAUUGCUCUUCAUUGCUACCAACAUCAACAAGUCCGAUUAGUACUUUGUAUUACUCACAGCCCAAUAAUUCUCGAUUACCUAUAUGCGCUACUUCGUCUGACGAUAAAUACUCCUCUACGGAACCUCACGAUAUUUCCGAUUUUGUAACUUACGUUUGUCAGGAUUCGAGCCAUUCGACAACAAUUUCUGGAGCUGUUGAAAGUCAUCCCUCCUUUCAACAUUCACAUUCAGUUCAACAUUCAGUUACUCCACACACACACUCGCCUGUUUCCUCGUCCCAAGGGCAUUCACAUUCACCACAAUUUCAUAUUCAUGCGAAAUCAAGUCAUCAUUAUCAUAGUACUAUGUUGCCGCCAAUGUUGCCACCAAUGGCCAGACCUGUAGCGAUCAUCCGGAGCAGUGGUGACCACCUUACACUAGUACAGUCCAGUCCUCCACCCUCUCCCAUAAUUCUGGCCAAUCAAUCGGCGAACUUGGGAAAAAAUAAUUUGGGAACGAAUGAUAAUAAUAGAGGAGCUACGACGGACGUUAUAGAAAUCGAAAAUCAAGAAAUAUCUGCAGCUAGUACAUCUCCUCAAUCUCAAGCUCAAUCACAGUCACAAGCUCAACCGAGAGAUUGUCCUCAAACGUAUCUAGAUACUAGUACUCGAUGCAAACUAUUAUCAUCGCCAGUUACUGGAGCCAAUACCAUCAGCCGUAUAGCAGCCACGCAAAUGUAUUCCUCUCCCAAUAAUCGAGAUUAUUUUAAUCAUUUUCAUUCGCAACCCACAUCGCUUUUGGGUUAUGCCGGCACUAUUUCAACAAUGUCUGGCGUCAUAAGUCCGACCAAUUUGAGCCUUUACUCAGCUCCAAUGCCUAUUUCACGUCCAAAUACAAGGACACGAUGGAACGACGAAGAGCUCAAUGCAAUUCCACACUCAAUAACUAGUACAAACAUAGAAAAUACCCAAGUUAUAUUAAUGGAGGAUUCUUCUGGACGUUAUAUUGACGAAUAUUCAAAUCGGGACUAUGUGUCAUGAUCAUUUAAUCAACAAAGAUUCUACACAAAUUGUGUUCGUAAUACUCAUUUUCGGCUUUUGUUAGGCAAAAACACAUUUACAGAAUGGAAAAAAUAUUAUUAGAAGGUACUUCUUCUUCUUCAAUACUUAAAUGAAGACAUCAAAAGAACAUUGAAUUAUAUUAUAUUAAACAAAAAGCUUGAAGGAAAAUAUUAAAAAAUAUACACAAUUGAUUUAUUCGA